GCCGCGCUCCCGCCCCAGUCCCGCCCGGCUCCCCGGCUGCGCGCUCCAGGCUGGGUGCGCGCCAUGGGCAGCGGCAGCAGCCGGAGCGGCCGGAUCCCGAGGCGGCGGCGCAGCCCCGACAGGCGCCAGGCGAGCCCUGGAGAGGCAACCUCGGAGGGCGGCACGGCUCACCAGGCCCCGACGGCCGCGACACAGGAGGAGACCGGCCACGAUCCCCGCCCCGCGACGCCCCCCGGCGGCCGGGAGGAGACCCUGCGCCUGCUGGACCAGUUGCUGGCCGAGUCGGAGGCCUGGGGACCCCAGGAGCCGACCCCACGCGCCCCCGCCCGGCUCCCACCCGCGGUGUCCCCAGAAAAGAAGAUUAAGGACACCCCGGAAGACAGCUGUGCCCCUGAAGCCCCAGACAGCAGCCACAAGAGACCUGAGGGCCAGUCGGCCAUCUCCUACGAUUACUCCGAAGAGGAGCUGAUGGCAAGCAUUGAGAGGGAGUACAGCCGUUGAGCUGGUCACCACCGACCAGGCCUGGUCACCACCGACCAGGCCUGGCAGGCCUGUGAGCUGGGCGAGAGUCAGAGGGUACCACCACCUUGCCCCGCCUGUGGCCCAGCCAGAGCGAAACCACUUCUAGAAUACAGCCAGCCAUCUUUCCAAACUGAUUUUUAAAAGAAUCUCAGUCAGAGUCCUAGACCAAGACUAAGAAGAAGCAGGUCCUGGGCCACGAGUAUGUGAGUGCCUCCUCUCACACAGGGGUAGCCCGAAAUCUGAACCUUGAGUCCUUUCUGUUUACUCAUUUUCCAGGAGGCAAAGGUCAACCUCUCUUGGCAUCUGUGUGUGCCACAGGCUUCUAGAAGGUUCCACCAAGGUAUGUUCUUGGUCUUCACACUAAGAGUUCUCCAGAGGGAUACAGUAGACUCCAUGCAGGCUCACAAUAGGGCCUGAGUGUAUGGCUGGCAAGUAGAUCCUGAGCAUGUAGAUCUAGGUAGAUCCAGAGACUGCAUUUCCAACAGCGUAGCAGUCAGGGCAAGCUGCAGGUGCAAGGACCAAGUGCCUGCAGUUCAGACUGUCCCCCGGCUCCUCCCUUCCUCAUGCUAGAGGCUCCUCCAACAGCACACCAGCCUCUCCUGCUUGGAUGUUGUAGGAAGAGAGCGUGGGCCGGGAUCCACAGAAUGCUCUGGCAUCCCAGUAUUCCACAUGAGCUUAUGGUGGGAUGCAGAGCUCAUCGAUUCUCUCUCUGGGCCUCAGUUUCUCUCUGGGGGAGAAUCCUCAAGGUUCUUGAAGACCUUUCAAGCUCUAUCUUCCAGCCCGUCACCUCCCAGCUGCCACUGUGCCUUCUCUAUCCUGCUGAGUGAAGAAUCACUCGGAUUACAGGAGCUGGGAGAGCGAGCCCGUGUGAGAUAGGUCUUCAUGGCAACGGCGCUCCAGUUCCCCUUUGGCUGGCAGUCUGGCUGUGGACCUCUUCUCCUCCUUCCUGCUCGGGCGGAAGGCAGACACAAUAAUGAGGCCAGAAGAGCCUUCAAACAUUCCCAGUGGACAGAUGGGAAGUACAGAGAGUCUAUGGGAAGGAGGGAUGGGCUUGUGUGGGUCCUGUAGAGCCCAGGUCUUGCUCGGGUGUGUGGAUGCACCGGGACAACUGGUGAGGAUGCUGUAGGAAGAGUUCACAGAUCUGUGAGUGGUGGCACAUGCUCACCAUCACAGCAGGCAUCCGGCCAAGGCUGAUGAUGACUAUUGAGAACUGAAGGCUACACAGUGAAGGCAAGACCAGCCCAAACUACUUAGUGAGAUUCCGUGUCAGAAAACAGUAGAGAAGGAGGGAAUGGUGGCAGC
This is a messenger RNA of Onychomys torridus (southern grasshopper mouse), 1824 nucleotides long. It is a transcript of the gene Cys1, whose product is annotated as cystin 1. Bases 64 to 501 code for a protein of 145 amino acids. The record is from RefSeq and is a predicted model, not a curated record. The transcript has 3 exons. NCBI's taxonomy places the organism in Eukaryota, Metazoa, Chordata, Mammalia, Rodentia, Cricetidae.